This is a messenger RNA of Beta vulgaris subsp. vulgaris (sugar beet), 1154 nucleotides long. RefSeq lists its product as hypothetical. Lineage: Eukaryota; Viridiplantae; Streptophyta; Magnoliopsida; Caryophyllales; Amaranthaceae. The record is from RefSeq and is a predicted model, not a curated record. Bases 238 to 1032 code for a protein of 264 amino acids. The transcript has 2 exons. Gene Ontology annotation, cellular component: membrane.
AACUUGAAGUUCCCCCUCUUCAUGACGUGAACAACCCGUUUCUUAUCAUUAAUGGCAUGCUCCCCUCUUCCUAUAAUCCAUUCCCAUUUUCUCGAAACUCCCAAAAAUCAUCACUUUUUUAAUCUAAUUUAGUAAAGUAACAAUCUUUUUAUUCUUCUACAUCUGAUAAAAUCAUAAUCUUCUAAAUAAUUGAUCUGUGCAAAUAUUACUGGAUCGGAGUUUUUCAAAAAAAAAAAGAUGGGUUGGAGAAAAUGGGGAGUAGGAAUUGUAGCAAUAGGAGCAAUAAUAGGAGGUAAAGAAAUAAGCAAGAAAUAUGAGUGGGAAAAAGAUGCAUUAAUGGAGGUUUUUAAGAAUUUAUCAGAUCAAUUAGGAAUAUGGGCAAUUCCAGCUUAUGUGGGUGUUCAUACUAUUACAUUGGCUCUUUGUUUACCUUCUGCUGUUUUCUUUGAAGCUGGAGCUGCUCUUUUAUUUGGGUUUCUUCCUGCUGUUCUUUGUGUUUUCUCUGCUAAGAUUCUUGCUGCUUCUCUCUCAUUUUGGAUUGGCAGGCUCAUCUUCAUGUAUUCGAGUUCGGCAACGCAGUGGGUCCAGGGUAACAAGCAUUUUCAUGUGCUCUUAAAAGGCGUGGAACAAGAUGGUUGGAAAUUCGUUCUUCUUGCCCGGUUUUCUCCUGUCCCUUCUUAUGUCAUUAAUUAUGCCCUGGCUGCCACUAAGGUCAGAUUUUUUGUGGAUUUUCUGCUUCCUACCAUGAUUGGUUGCUUGCCGAUGAUUAUACAAAAUACUUCUAUUGGAAGUCUCGCUGGUGCUGCUGUUGCUUCAGCAUCUGGUUCUCAUAAAUCUCAGAUUUGGUCAUACAUUUUCCCACUUAUUGGGAUCGUUUCCAGCAUUCUUAUCUCUUUCAGGAUCCGAACCUACUCUAAAAAUAUUUCUGUUGAAUCUUCUAAAGUUGAAAAUUUUAAGAAUCCUAAAAAUACUACUGACUCAUCUCAACUAUUAAACAGUGACAAGGACAAGAAUGUGAAGAAAAGGCGAUGAUGUCUUUUCUUAUUUCCAUGUAUUUUUGGAUCUUUUUACAUUCGACGGACUACAGAUUUGCUGAACUCUACUCUUUUGAUAGAGAAUCUAUAUUCAGAAAUAUAAAUUAUUUUUUUACAUUA